Molecule: messenger RNA, 4631 nt
Organism: Lepisosteus oculatus (spotted gar)
Lineage: Eukaryota; Metazoa; Chordata; Actinopteri; Semionotiformes; Lepisosteidae
Gene: pxk
Product: PX domain containing serine/threonine kinase
Biological process (GO): protein phosphorylation; negative regulation of ATP-dependent activity; negative regulation of monoatomic ion transport
Cellular component (GO): plasma membrane
Molecular function (GO): phosphatidylinositol binding; actin binding; ATP binding
Source: RefSeq, a predicted model, not a curated record
AGAGCCGAGCAGAGCCCUACUCCUGACAGUCAGCAGGCAGCUCUUCCUGUAAUAAUAUCCUCGCUUGUACACUUCUGACCGGCUGCUGGAGUUCCCUUCUUGCUCCCUGGACGCUGGGAAUGGCGUUCAUGGAGAAACCGUCCGCGGGUAAGAUCCUGCUGGACGACACCGUGCCGCUGACAGCCGUGAUCGAGGCGAGUCAGAGCUUGCAGUCCCACACGGAGUAUAUUAUUCGUGUACAGAGAGGUGUGUCCACAGAAAACAGCUGGCAGGUCAUAAGAAGAUACAGUGAUUUUGACAUGCUGAACAAUAGCUUAUUGAUCUCUGGCCUCAGUCUGCCCCUUCCUCCCAAAAAGCUGAUCGGGAACAUGGACCGAGAGUUCAUCGCAGAGAGACAAAAAGGUCUCCAAACCUACUUGAACUUUAUAACAACACAUCACAUCCUGUCCAGCUGCGAGCUGGUCAAGAAGUUUCUGGACACCAGCAAUUACUCAGCAAACUACACAGAAAUUGCCCUACAGCAGGUUUCCAUGUUCUUCAGAUCUGAUCCGAAGUGGGAGGUGGUAGAACCAUUAAAAGACAUAGGAUGGAGGAUACGGAAGAGGUUUUUCCUAAUUAAAAACAAAGAUCAGCCCAAGGAACGUCAAGUCCUUAAUUGGGCUGACCUGGGUCCUGACAAAUUUCUGUCUGACAAAGACCUUCAGUCCACAAUGAAGCUUCUGCCCACUGUGUCACAUCCCUUCAUUUGCCCUGUUACCUUUGCUACAGCGAGCGAGUCCUCGGCGCUGGUGAUCAGGAUGUUCGGCGAGAAAGGCACGCUGAGAGAUCACAUAUGUAAGGCAAAACCAAAAGAGCCUUUCUUGAAGAAGUACUGUAAUCCCAAGAAAAUCCAGGGCCUGGAACUCCAGCAAAUUAGGACAUUUGGAAGACAGAUAUUAGAGGUCCUUAAAUUUCUUCAUGACAAGGGAUUUCCAUAUGGCCACCUCCACGCAUCUAAUAUCUUGUUAGAUGGAGACACCUGCAAGUUGCUAGACAUAGAAAAUACUUUGCUUGGACUUCCUUCUUACUACAGACCUCAUGCAACGCAGUUCAGGAAAAUCAAUACAACAGAAGACAUUGACGUUUACUCUUUUGGGCACUUGCUGUAUGAAAUGACGUAUGGGAGACCUCCAGAUGCGGUUCCAGUUGACUGUUUUCCACCUGCUCCCUCCACGUCCAUAGUGUCUGUGUUGCAAUCCAUCCUCUCCACCGAAGCCUGCAAAGCUGGAAUGCCAGCUGUUUCCCAGCUCUUGCAAAAUCCGCUUUUUAGUGAUAUUCUGUUAUUCAACUCGGAGAGACCCCAAUUCAAGAUUUCAACUAAAUUAAAGGAUGCCUUGAAGAGUGCUAAAGAAAACCUGGAAAGAAGACUGCAGGAAGAACAAAAAAUGAUUCACCAGCACAGGAGACUAACCAGGGCGCAGUCUCAUCAUGGCUCAGAAGAGGAGAAGAAGAAAAGAAAGAUUUUGGCAAGAAAGAAAUCCCGACAGUCGGCAUACGAAAAUGAGGAAGAUCUCUCUAUGAAAUGUAACAACUCAAACAAUUCUGGCUCAGGAGCCAGCUCUCCCCUGACAUCUCCCUCCUCUCCAACUCCACCACCCACAGCAGGAGUGCCGCCAGCACCCCCUCCCCCUCCUCCUCCUCCUCCUCCUCCACUGAAUGAGCCAGGCCUGUGCCAGUCACCCCUCUUGCCUGUGAGUGACCCAGGCCGGGGGGCCCUGCUGGGCUCCAUUCAGAACUUCGCCAAAGGAAGACUGAGGAAAGCCGAAAUCAAAGACCGCAGUAACCCCCUCAUCUGACAGGCUUACACACUGCCCAUGUGGUUCUCACUCUGCUGUCUUGCGUUUCUCUCUUCUGGUAACUGUUGUUCUGUUGACCACUUUUUCCUAGUUUUUUUUUUUGUAAAGAGUGUAAUUACAAAACGUUACUUUUGAUCAACUUGAAUACACUUGUGCCACCGGGGGAAGUUAGGUUACACUUGGGGAGACGUUAAGGAACACUAGCCCGUCGACUGUACUUUACUGUGUGGUUUAGCUGGAGCGCUUUGUGUAUGUGCAGCUUCCAGCGAGAGUGCUUGAGAAUGUGGCCGUUUGGGAGUACUUGAAGCAGUGGAUGUCUAUACAAGCGCUCAGCCAAGGUAUAGCUGCAAAUUAAAAAGGGCGAAACUGAAGUCUCUGUGCUCAGUCACAUUGAAUUUUAUUAACCCCUGUUCCGUUUUUUCCUCAUCAUUGAAUUUCUAAGAAAGCCGAUGUCCUAAGUACACGUAUGUUUUAUAUCAGACAUCCCGUAUCACCUCUGAAGGCACUGAGCCCCUUUUCUUUGCCCUGACAGUGAUUUAUGCUAAAGGAGAAUGGCUUGUUUUUCACUGUUACAUUUCAUUCUUCUCACAAAGGAAAGAAGGCUGCAUAUGUAAAGGGUUCCUGGGUUCUGCCAGAGCCGUGUCAGGCUGAGUGCCAGUUUGUAUUGCCACCAUGAGAAAAAUUAGUGUACCUAUUUCUGGAUUUAAUUCUGGCUUCUCUUGGUGAAGUGUGAUAAAUGCAUCUUUAAAGAUCUCAGCUCAAAGGAUAGGUCAGAAAAAGAAAGGCCCAUUGGGAUGAUCCGGCACAUAUAUGUGUAAUUGGAGUCAUUUUCAGCACUUCUGUGUUUUAUUGAUGUAACCUGGUCACUUCCAUGUAUACACAUUCAGAUAAGCAAAACCCUAUGUUGUACUAAAAUAAUUUUAAAUACAUGAACACAGCAUGUCCUCUUUAAAAUGUAAAUUAAUUAAAAAAAACAACACAAACAGGCCUUGUCAACACCUUAGUGAAAAAUGAAUUUAAACUGCUGUUGUUCAUCCCUUAUUUUCACUGCUGUACCAAGGGGCUUUUAAAACCAACACUUUAAAAUAUAGGAAAUGAAGGGUCCCAGAGGAGUAGAGUUUGAACUGAACUAGCACAAUCCCAUACUCUUCUGUUGUCUCCUUACAGACAAUUGAGUACCAGUAGAAUCCAAUCUUUCACACCACCUUUUCAAAUAUAUUAUACACUGCUGACAGACACUCACAUGUCAAAAGCAGUCUGCUGCUUUUUAGAUCAAGAUUGUUUUUUUUUUAUUUAUUGCAACCUGGUUUUGUUAAAUUAUUGAAUGCUUGCAUAUACAUGUUGCAUAUUCCGUGUUUUAAUUCAUAUGAUACAAGGCAAAGAUGCUUUGUUUACCAAUUAAAAAUGUUUGGUUUUUCCCAUGGGAAGUUCAUUUUUUAGAAAAUUGGAAGGUGUCUUAAUAUCUGCCUCGUUGUGAUUAUAGUAAUCAUAUUGAAAAACUGUGCAACAAGAACAUCAUUCAUUUUAGAUUCAGUUAUAGCAUGUUUCACAAAAUGUAUGUCCAAUACAAAAAUGGAAAAGCUUAAUACUUUUUCACCAACUUAGCUGUUCUUGAUUUUAAUUUCAGCAUGUUGUUUAGCUACUUCCACCAUUAUUGCUUUUCCUGGCUCUUUUACUCGAAUAAAUAGAAAGCAUCUGUGAUUGGUUUUGACAGAUUAACAGGUGUUAUUUUCUGGUUUGAUUGAUGAUCCGUGUGUUCAAAGAAAAUAAAUGAACAAAUUCAAAAUCUCAUUAAGAGUCUUGCCAUGUAGAGGCAAUUAGGGGCAGGUAACCAAACUCCAAAUGACCUGUCUAAUCUACGUCUGACAAUUUGGCAUUGUGCAUCAUGCAAGCAGGCAUGAAUGAUCAUGCAGGAGACUGACAUUUAUAUCACCAAUAGACGUACUUUGCUAAAAAUGGACAUUUACAGUUUUGAGGUUGGUCUAUUCAGUGACUGUACUCUACAAUUCAUGAAUCUAGCCAUUUGGUCCAUGCAUUUUAAGACAGAUUAUAUUGUACUUUAUGUCCGAAAAGCAGAGAUCAUCAUUGCUUCAAGUACAUGUACUGUGUGAGUGCAGAGCUACAGUAUCUAGUUGCAGGCCAGUAUACACAUGCUCUGUUUUGGUGUAAUGAGGUAGUAAAAUUUAGAGCUCUGUUGUAAUAUGUUAAUGAUUUAAUUUGCGGACUACUUUCAUGCUUGUGUUGUGCAUCUGAAAGCAUAACUCCCUAGUGUUUUGUACUUGCAAGAGAGCAAGUGAAUGAUUCAAUUUUGACACAAAAAGUAAAGCCUUAGACUUAUAAAGAGAUGCCCGCAAGUGUUAGUUCUGGGAUUUCCAUUCAUUGGCAUCAUUGGGAAGCCUUAAAAAAUGCAUGUUAGUCUUGAUAUUUUUCUGACCUACUGUAUAAGCAACUUAUUCUUUUUUAAUUGAUUUUUUUAUAUUUUGCUUUGGAGUUGGGCACCUGGCAAAACAAGCCAUUCUCUUACAGCAUACAUUUGGACUGUGGUUCAGUUUAGAGUUCACCUUCUAACUUUUCUUGGGGAAAUGUAACAAAGUGCAUAAAAAUGCCAUUUUUGCAAACCUUUUUGUGAUGUAUUUUUUGUCACAAGUGCUUAAGAUAUUUUUCUUCCUUAGAAUUAAACAUUUUAUCUAUAAUUAUAUAGAGAUUAUCAUUGUGAUGUAUAUAUGUACAAAUCUUUCAUGUACCUGUGGAAAAAAAAUCUGUCAGACUAUUUUAUUAAAAUAAUGGAUGAACCUU